AUGUGUUAUGGUAGAUAUUAAUAAAGAAAGUAUUUUAGAAGGAGAUUUGGUUGUUCAAAAUGUAUUGAAGAAUCAAUAAAAUCUAAUAUAGGUAAGUUUGAUUAAAUCAAAAGUUUGGAUUCCUUUUGGGCAUAAUGGGAAAUAAUUUCUAAAGAUAACAAAAGUUUUAUAUAGGAAACUAUGAAAAAGAUUGAUGAGCAUACUAAGGAAUUAUCAACAUUCAACAGCAUAAUACUAAAUAGUAUAAUUGAAGUAACUAAUUUCUUUUUACAAAAAUUAUAAGACUAAUUAUAGGUUUUUGAAGUAGAACCUCAAUAUUUAUCAGAAGAACACAUUUUUUAAAUUGCAGAGAAUCUAAGUAAUUAAAAGGAUUAUUUGGAUAAUUUUAAAAGUUAAUAACAAGAUUAUUACCAUUCAUAUUUAAAAGAGAUUUAAAAUAUAUUGGAUUAAAAUAAUAUUACAAUAAUUUAGAAGGUAAGAAAACAUAAUUUAAGUAUAGUUCAUCAACAAAUUAACAUUAAAAUUAAACUUCAAAAAUAAUCAUCUAAAUAAAAAGGAAUAAUUGGUAUUGGUAUAUUAAUAGGUUGUUGUAUAACAAUAAUGAUUAAUUUUAAUUUACCAAUAGGUUAGAUUAAUUAAUAUCUAAAAAUUAAUCAAAAAAUCAUAAAAAAUGAAAAAGAAGUUAAUGAUUUUUAAUCAAAAGAGUGUUUAUCAAUAGAUUAAAUUAAUUAAAAUCAAAAAAUCAUCAAAAAUGAGAUAGAAGUUAAUUAGUUUUUAUAUUAGCCUAUGUAAUCAAAUCUAAAAGAUAUACAACUAAAAUGUUAAUUAUUUGCUUUUAAUUCAAAUAAUUCAAUAAUGAUAGCUGGUUGCGAAAAACAGAUUUAAGUAUUUUAGUUCGUUGAUGGAUAACUAUAUUAUAAAUAAACUAUCAGUUCCCACAAUGACAAUCUUACCGCUUUAUACCAUAUGAAUAAUUCUGAAUAAUUUGUUUCAGGUGAUAUGAAGGGAACAAUGAUGAUUUGGAAAUACAAGAUGGCAGAUAAAUGGGAAUAGAAAGAACGAUUUGAGUAAUUACAUAAAGGUAGAAUAAAUGAAAUCAGAAUGAAUAUUAAAGAAGAUAUUAUAAUUACAUGCGGGGAUGAUAAAUCUAUCUAAAUUUUGAAAAUUGAAAAAAAAUGGAAGCCUUAAUAGAGAAUCGCUUAAUUUAAGAGUAAGGUAUUAAGUCUUAUUUUGAAUGAAGUUGAAGAUUAAUUAAUAUCCUCUGAUUAUGACGGGAUUAUAUCAGUGAUGAAAAAAACAAAUUAAGACAACUGGAAGGUAAACUAAAAUAUUACUGCAAUUCCUGGAUUUAAAUUAACUUUAAUCGAUGCUAAUUAAUUUGUUUAUCAAUCAAAUAAAGGAGAUAUGUAAGUAUUUAAACUGAAAGGUGAUUAAUACAAGGAAAUUUAAGCUAUUAAUUUGAAAGGAGAUGGAGGCGAAAAUAUUUGCCAUAUCUCUUCAGUAUUUGUAAAAUAGAAAUCCAUUCUGAUCAGUAUUAAUAAUAAAUAAUUACAUAUGAUCAAGAAGAAGUAGAAUGGAGAUCUUGAAAUUUAUAAAUCAAUUGUGCAUUAACAAAAUCCUGUCUAUGGUGGGUUAAGCAACGAUGGAGAAUAUUUAAUCACAUUGGACGAAAAAAAUUAGGGGCAGUUACAAAGAUUUGUUCAGCAAAAUUGA
Molecule: messenger RNA, 1713 nt
Organism: Paramecium tetraurelia
Lineage: Eukaryota; Ciliophora; Oligohymenophorea; Peniculida; Parameciidae
Exons: 1
Biological process (GO): iron-sulfur cluster assembly
Cellular component (GO): cytosolic [4Fe-4S] assembly targeting complex
Molecular function (GO): protein binding
Source: RefSeq, a predicted model, not a curated record